Dermacentor andersoni is the source of this 9740-nucleotide messenger RNA. RefSeq lists its product as uncharacterized. The record is from RefSeq and is a predicted model, not a curated record. Lineage: Eukaryota; Metazoa; Arthropoda; Arachnida; Ixodida; Ixodidae.
GGAAACGCCGCUACAAUGAAAAAGCGAGCAACGCGGCGGGCAUCUAGUAAAGGAGGCAUUGACACAAACAAACACACGUGCUUCCGAAAUGUCGAGCCGUGGCGACGAAGGUUUGAACGGCAGCCUAAAGAAAUCCGGCAGCAAAUGCUCGAAAGAGCUUUUGAGAAGCGAAAUUAUCACACGUGAAGAUCAUAUCCGCUCCCUGGUUCAGUCCAAAGGGCCGCCGAAAACUUUUCAAGUGAGAAGCUCGGCCCUGGCACAGGCAAGGUCCUUCCUUCCGAAGCUGGUCGAGGCUGAAAGGACAAGGCUGGCUGCUGGCUGCGAUGAUGGUGCGAGCAUCGAGGCAGAGGACACUACCAGCGAGGGACCCUUUAUUGAGAUGAACUUUGCCCUCGCUGGACCAGUGUCCAGCAGCGAGAGCUCCUCGGACUCGGAGGUUGAGGAGUUUGACUCUGAAGUGGAGGAAGCCAGCCCGACCAUUCAAGUGAGGCCCACCCGUAGAGCAGUCCGUCGAGGCCCAGCCACCCUCAUCAAGGAACUCCCACAGGUGGACAGUCAGCCACAGGACGAUCAUUCGUAGAUGUCUGUUUUCCAACGCUGGGUCUUGCGUUCUCUCUCAGCUGACACUUGCAGUGCUUUUUGAAAGCCUGCAAUGAGGCAGCUUGUGCCAUUGUGCAGAAGGCUUGUAAAUGGCGCUCUGUAAAUGUCCACAUCUGGUCGGCACGUUUCAGUUACUGUAUUGACUCCAAACUCUGAACAACAAAUUACAGAAAGGGAGUAUAGAUGUAUUUUUGAAUUAUCGGCAAAAAAGCCAUACCUGAAACUUGGCAACGAAACCUCCCACGAAGAAAGCAAUGAUCCGAGCUUAGCUGUUUUGAGCUGUCGCUACAAUUGUACAUCAGUGUGUACAGUCUUAACAUUGGAUGGGGUUGACCAUCUUGGGCUACAAGUCUUUGCUGUAGUUUGAUGUGAACACAAAUGUGUUACCUCCUAAUAGUUCUUUCUUGCAGACAUUUCCCAUAUUUUUUUUUUGUUAUAGCUGCACCCCAAAAUUUUGUACGUAUUUUUUGAAAGAAAGAUUGUGUUUAUUAUGUGAACAAUUUUUCUUACGGUGAGGCAGACACAAAUAAUUUAGCUUGCGCAAAAGAUGAGAAAGAGUUAAAUGAAUAAUUUGCUUCAGCAAGAAAAGGUAGCUAUGGAGUAUGUUAAAAAGGUGCCAAGGAACAUAGCGUUGUAAGUUAAAACACCAGACUUUUUGAAAUCCCAUCUCCCAAAUGUUUGACCUGAUUGAGGUUUGGGACACAAUAUGCGCUUGUUAUCCACAUGUUGUGUUCUAAAAAUUUUGCUACAUUUUUUUAUUGUGGGUUAGGUAGUGAAAACUUGACAAAAAAGAAAAUGGUAAGGUCGCUGACUUGCCAUGGCAAAAAUUAGUGACUAGCUGUUAAUAGAUGCUUUUUGCAGUCAUUACUACUUCUUGAAUUAUGUUUGACCUCGCAUGUGUAACAAAAACCUUUUGUAUUAGUUUUGUAUUAGCUUUGAGGUGUCACAGUCUCUGUUUUUUCACUUCAAGCCUGUUAAGAUAGUAAUUUGUCACAGAAACCAAGUUGAACCCCAUCUCUCAACUGUUUAAAUUCGCAUUGUUGCGUUGCGUUUUCUCUGAAUAGUGGAAGCAUCCACCAUUGUUCCAGUGACUUCAAAGUUCUGCCCACUGGUGCUAGUCCUCAGUUUCUCUCUUUAUUGUUGUGGUGUUGUAGCAAAACCAGCUGUCACACAAAGGUUAUUGAUGUGUUCCAGCAUAAGUGAUAUCUGGGCACGUAUCUGUUGCUUUGAAAAUCUGCUUUGCUGCAAUUGUUCUGGCUUGCUGCCUUGCUUGAAAGCUGUUAUUAUUUUGCUGGAACUUUCACUUGUGAACAAUUUUAGGUAUGCAGUGGAAUUUUGGUGAUAUGAAUCUGACAGGGUCAUGAAAAAUAUUUGUAUCACUCUAAAACGUUGAAGACUAGCAAGCUAAAUUAACAAAAUUCACAGUGACAAAUUUUUUACUUAGAAAAGUAAAAAGCACAAUGAAAAAAAAGGUAUUUUAUUUGCUGCAGAAGAAAUCUCUGAUGGUCUUCUGUUUCUUUUUCGUCAGAUCGCCCACCAGACUUUUUCAAAUCCAUUAAAACCUGUGUGCGUGUCGUUGCUGAACUCAUCUGUGGCAAUAGCACGCCUGAGGAUGUUGAGGGCAUGCAGCGUUACAGCUGCUGGUGAUGGCUGCUCGUCGUUGCCCCCACGAUUUUCACUGCCUUCGUCAUCACUGGAAUUCGCAGCCUCGGAUGUGGCCUUGUUGAGAAUGUCUUCAACUGUGCAUGCACCGCAUGUGGCAAGGUUGCCGUCUGCGGUAAUAAAAUCAUGCAUGGAGCACUCGGCAUCAAACUUGUACCAGCCCUCGGUUUCCGGGUCCUCUGGCUCUGGGGGCAACUCUGUAGGAUUCUUGAGGAAGCCGCACUUACUAAAGAAGUUGGUUACUGUAACUGGUGUGACUCGGUCCCAAGCCAUGGCUAUAAAGCGAAUAGCAUCCAGUAGUAUUCGCAAGUCUCCGUUCUUGCAAUCAGUUUUGGUGAGAAGGCGGUGCACAGGAAGUCCUUUAAAGUAACGCUUCGGAUUCCUUAUGACUCCAGCGUCAAGUAGUUGUAGGUGCGUGGUCCUGUUGGCGGGCAAAAAUACAAGCUGGACGUUCUGAAGUGUCUCUUGCCUCUAGUGUAUGGCACACUGAUCAAGAAUCAAGAUGAUUUUCCUGUUUCUGCUUCCCAUCCUUCUGUCAAGGAGAGAGACAAACUCUUCGAACAGGGCUGUUGUCAUCCAUGCCAUUUUGUUGAUGAAACAGCAAGGCAGAUGACCCUCCUGCUUCAAACACUUUUUGCUUCCGAGACUUCCUCACCACCAUCAGUUUAAGUUUUUUAGACCCAUCGGCAUUGCAGCAAAAGAGAUUCGAUUCUUGCUUUUUCCCUCCUUGUCAUGCUUCGCCCUUUAAUGCACGGGCUCUUCUCUGGCCGAAGGUUGGAAAACAGACCUGCCUCAUGUGCGUUGAAGACAUCACACCGUGAUGAGUGACGGCAGUGUAGUCGAGAGGCAAUCGUUCAUGGCCGACUUGUCGACCCUUUUUCCUUUGCCAAAGAUGCUUUUGUACACAAGACCGUGCUUCAUUUUGAAACGGUGCAGCCAGCCGCCAGAACCGUGGAAUCCAUCAAUGCGUGAAGUAAGCACAAUCUUGUCAGUUUUCUCUCUUAAAACCUUGCUCUUGAUAUUUGUGCCGGAUGCAGUAACUUCCUUAAACCACGUUAGCAGAUUGGCAGAGCUUCCUCUAGCUCAACAUCGUGGGCCGUCUUCACCUCCUUAGCGUUGACAUUGAAAGAAACCAUUCUUCAUGUUGCUCAUGUUGCCCAACAAUGGUGCUCAACGUCUACAUUCUGAAGCCUAGCUCCUUCGUCAACUUGCUCCGUUCUUUUACUUCUGGGCCUCAUCCACCUUUCGCAGGAUGCCCAGUUUUUCUUUAAAGGAAAGACCUCUCCGCUUGUAAGACAUAGCUUACUGCGAUGCAGCAAAUGGGCGUGAACUGAGAACAAGAGCUUGGCUUUGAAUGCAGCAGCAGCAGAGACAACUUUGGGGCCCAAAAACAUGCACACAAAAGUGUCACCCUCCCCGACUGGCAGGAUGCAGCCUUCCGCGCGAGUGCCAUCUGUACCCUCACAGCAAAGGCACACGAAGCCGCAGCAGGGUCACUGAGAUUGUGCACGCUUAAACCGCUGUGUGCGCACCCUCUCAGAGGCUAUGUAAAGCGCUGCUGCUGGGUGACGCUAGCAACUUGCCAAGCUGGUGGUGCAUGACUGCAUGCUGUUCUAUUCUGCGGCCAGACGUGGGGCGGUCUGUGGGGCGGCGUCUGUUCGUAUCAAGCACCGUGGGGCGAAAAUCCGUUGCCAACAACCAUAUUCUAGCAUAUUGUAGGCUAAUGGACCUUAGCCGGUGCCACUGAAAAAUUCAUUUCUAUCCAAAAAUCGUAUGAGCCAUGAUCGUAUCACCGAAAUUCUACUGUAUUGAAAUUAAAGCUAAUUUUGGGUCAGCUGCUUCUGUCUGAAGCUUUUAUCAUAAUUUUUAUAGCUAUGAAAUACACUUUGUAUUUGAUUUGAUAUCUGAAGCACACUUUUUUAAACUGUUCAUAUCCAAUUCAGUUAAUAAACUGCUCUAUUUGAACACUGUUAAACACAGAAUCAUUGUGGUACUAUUUGAAAAUAAGAAGGGGGCUGCGAAUAUUCGAAUAUAUGUUUGUAUACCAAUAUUCGAAUCAAGUUGAAUAUAUUGCUGGCUGCGUGGGAGCAAACAUGAUUCUUAGCAUUUGUUUCUAUUUAUUCUAUGAAUAUUGGGGUGAUUCUGUGCUGAAUUUUGUGAUUUUGUGCUGCUAGCGAAAUUUCUCCUCUAAAGCACCCUUAGCCACUAAACGUCGAAAUUGUGUGGGAAAGCUAGCCUCUCAGUAUCAAGGGGCAUGGCUUUGCGGACAGCGAGGGUGCACUUUUUUACAGCGAAGCUGUAUAUAGUUAGUCGAUUCGUCCAUCCAUCUGUGCAUCUGUCGGUCGCCUGUACACCGAAAACUCUUCCGGCGCAACCCCAUGCGCAUGCCCGAAAAAAAGUAAAGAGAGGCGUGUGAUUAGCCAACACCACCUAGAUAGCACAAGGCCUAUUUACUGCAAUCUGUGACAUCAUACUAUCUGGCCCGAAAUUUCCAUUGACAAGGCUGGCGGGAUGAAAGUGAUGACGUCAAAAUUACUGUUGCCUACUCGGGAGCAUCCCCAUUAGGUUCUAUGGCAGUUGGACCAGGUGACAUGACAUCAUGGAUCAGAGUGAAAAGGCCUUGUGCUAUCUAGGUCGUGCUGGAUUAGCUGCGCCAGUAGUGACAUUGUUGCUCUCCGUUGCAGCUGAACGCACGCAGCAGUUUCUCUCCUGCUCCAAAAUGGGCAGGCCAUGCGUCAUACGUGCUCCUGAGGAAUAGGCAACUCUCAAUCAGCAAUGCUGCGAGCAGAACCAGGAACGAGCUUGUCUACGCUGUGCCGAUGCUGCAGCCCUGGCACAAAAACAGGCUCAUGCAGCUCAGCACAAGCAGCAGCUGCGUACCAUGGAUCCGGCAGGCUACCAAGCCGUUGUUUAGUGAGCUGUCGAGGUUAACCGAAUGAUAAACACCGGGGCCGCGCAUUUCAUCUUCGCUGGUUAACCAUCUGAAUAGAGCGCUUGGGCAAUGAUUAUUUAAAUAUGCAUAAGCAUUGCUUGGCGAGCUCCCCAGCCCUGUUACAUGAAAAGUGUAAUCAAUCUCAAUCUCACUUAGCAAACUAGCUCUGUUCAAGCGGUGUUCAUUCAAUGCCUCUCCCACACUGACAAGUACAGCAUUCGGUUCACCUUGGGCCCUUUUAUGUAAUGCUGUUUUGAUGGGUGUGUAUAGGCUCAGCAGACAAAAUAUCUGAGAGAAAUUCACCACGGUAGGGUGCGACUACUCAUUUCCUCCAAAUGAUCGUACGAGACCAAAUGUGGUGGACCAAAUGUGGUGGAAAGAAAAAUUACAUGCAUUAAAGUGGAUAUGUGAAACCAUCUCUAAAUUAUAUAUUAAAAAGGAAACAAGGUUAUUGUGGAAGGCAUCAUCAAGGGCUCAUGAUUGAGCUUAGCAGUGAGCACAUAAAGUACUCCCUUGAUAUCUAUCGAAUUGGUGAGUGUGACACGUAUGGACUGUGUCAUUAGUUUCCAGGCAAAUUGCUUUGUACCUUUCUCGACUGCAUAUUGCUCAGUCACAUUCAAGACUUUUAGGAACUGGUUCAUGAUCUGAAAAAAAGAAAGAGUUCCAACAAUUCACAAUAAUACGAAGCAAAGCGAUGGCAUAUGUAAGAUCAAGCUUAAACUCCAGGAUGAUAUUUGGCUACUUGCCUGUAUCUUUUUGAAUGACGCCUGAUUCCUCUGCAUAGAAGCUUGAUGCUGAGUGCAUUGAAAGCAUCAUUCAGCAAUCUUGUGAAUGUCUCAGUCUCUUCAGAGUCCUUCAAGCCAGGGACAUUUGGUUCCCUGUACACACGUAUUCCAGUUGAUGUCUCUUCCACGGAUCGCGCGGUAUAGUAGCCGCUUUUACAGCCUGGCGCGAAGCAGCGUAGUUCAUACAAUUGGCAGCACGAUGCAAAAACAUUAAAUUGCAAAUGCAAGCGCAGGUGUAAGAAAACGAUGACGACACACAGAGCGGCAAGCCUGCCCAAAACGUGCUGCUACAGCUACUAUGCUGCGUCUUUGCUGGGCUAACUCUGUUGUGCAUACCCCCUCGCAGUGUGCAACAGAAAGGUGUCAGGUGACGCUCAGCAGUUUGAGAACUGGAAAGAAUUUAAGAGCAUGGCCAGGGGCAUUGUCACUUUGUUCAGUGCUACCUUUAUGGCGUUUCCUCAAUUUAUGCCGCACAUUGUCUGCAGAUGUAUGCUUGUAUGCAGAUGCGACCGAUCGCUUCUGGUCCUUCUCGCUCAGGCGUUUGAUGCUUAGCUGACCAGGAUUCAUGCUUAGCUUUUGCAGGAUUCGAGCUGAGGUUCUUUCAUGGACUGUGAUAAAGUUCUUAAUGGCCACUGCCACCUCUCUGUGGAAGAGAGAUACAUGUCUCUCUUCUUAGUGUGGGCGCCCAUAUUAGUGAGUGCAGGCUCCCAUUACUGUUUUGAGUCUUUCUGCGCACACACAGCUCAAGAAGGUUUUUCUCAGAUAGGCACUCAUAAGUAGGCAGUAGCUUCUGCCAGAUGUUCAGAAAAGUCAUAACAAUGCCUUGGUGCUGGCUCUCCUUUAGCUUUUGCAGAAUUCUGCUGGCGCCAAGAAUCGGAACCAGUGGUACAAAGGGUGUGAUUGGACUGACUAAUUUGAGGUUACAUGGUGAUAUGUCACCAUCACAGCCUUUUUCAUUGCCUCAGUGUCACCAUUGUGUUAAUUGAGAGCGCAGCUGUAGUACGAGCUGAGUUUGUUCACAUGGUUCCCCGUCAAUACUUCCCCUGACCCCCUAGUGGUUUGGAGUCGCAACCCUCGUAUAUUGCAAGUAGAUUGUGCAGGCUUGUCUCAGUGUGCUUUUGCACAUGGUUAAUGCAGUCCUCUUUCUGAAUAUCUAUACAGGAAAACCUCGUUAAACCGUACCUGCUUAAACAGUAGUUUCAUUUUAAAAGUAGUAAAGUCCAAUCCUCGACUCAGGGCCAUUGAACAUAAUGUGUUCUGUAUCCGGAUAAACCAUACCAGCUUAUUGCGUACCAGUGGCGUAGCCAGAAAUUUCGUUCGGGGGGGGGGGCUCACGCUGCAGCUCGGCCUCCUCCUUAAGAGGAAGCUUUGUGCUCCUACCUAAAUACAUGUAGAAGGGGAAUUCGGUUUUCUCGGCAACCACUGCACCAAAUUUGACAAGGUUUGUUGCAUUUAAAGGAAAAACUAAAAUUCUAGUGACUGCUGGUUUCGGAUUUUUCAUUUGGGUUGUCAAUUUUAUCAAGAAUUGGCCAAAAUCACAAAUUUUCAGAAAAUGAAACUAUCUAGUUUAUAACUCUAACUCAACAAUGAAAAUUGACAUCAGAAUUCUGUGAAUUGUACCUAAUAGUACAUCUACAGUGAACAAAAUUGAUAUGUUACGCAUGAAUCUAACAAAAAUGUAGUAUUGUGGAAAUACGGCUUUUGCAGAAACCUUGCACACAACGUGACCAAUUCACGUAAGCUACAAAUUGACAUACCAAAUUUGACUGCUUUUACUGUUAUAAUAGAUGCCAUUUACAGAACAGCGAUAUCUGUUCUUUAUGCAACUUUAUUAGUUUGUAAACGUCAUGCUGAUAUUUUUUUUCGAACUUGAAUUUUUAGAAAUAUUUUAAACAAAAUUAAGGCCCUAAAUUGAAAUUCUGCUUCCAAUAGACACUAGAAUUGACCUUUCUCUCUCAAAUAGAACAAAUUUCAUGAAAAGCGAUCCAGGGGUUAUCACAGAAAAGCGUUUCUGCAUUUUACAUGUAUUUGAAUAAGCCGCGUCGGCGUUGGGCCAGAGCUAAAACUUUGUCUUAAACAAUUUGUCGAGGGAUGAAAUACAUGAAUAAUAAUUGCACUGCCAUUGCCAAAGAUGUUGCAAACGAAUUCUUGAAUGCUACACACUGUCAAAACAAGUAAAAUAUGUAUUUUUUCAUAAAAUAUACUCGUAUGUGCUAAAAAUUGUGCUCAAAAUAACUUAUAAUAAUGCUUCCACGUUUUUUGUGUAUUUAAUAAGUAAAGAAAAUAUCACACAGACUUUAGAAUUUUAUCAGUCCGAAAUCAGCAAAGCAGUGCAUGCCGCUCAUAUGAAAAAUGUAAAGGCCAUGGAAUGAACAAGUCAUGGGCAAAUCUGUUAAUGAAACUUUGUCAUUCAAGAACUGUGUUUACAUGCUUGUGCAUAUGCAACGGCCAGUGAAAAAUCUCGAUUACCCUCUCAUUUGUUCCAAUGUAUUACGCAGGAGCAACUAUCACUGGUCGUGUAAUGUGAGUAAAUGCACCGAAAUUAUAGUGUCAACAGAGACCACGUAUAGAAAGCAGGAGUUCUGCAAAACAUACGAGGGCAAGUGAAAUGAAAGUGAGCCAAUGCGAAUAUAUGAGAAACGGGGUACCUUAUUUAAAAGUAGUCUCCAUGAGCAUUUAGACAUUUGUCCCAUUGACUAACGAGUUGCGUGAUUCCCGUCUCAUAAAAGUCCUUGGGUUGCUGCUUCAAAAAGUCGGCAACUGACUCACGUUAUCGUCCGACACAAAUCUGGUUCCCUUGAGCUGUUUUUUCGGUAGCCCCAAAAUGUGGAAGUCGCAAGGCGACAAGUCUGGUCUGUACGGCGGAUGUUCUAGCGUUUCCCACUUGAACUUUGCCAAUUUCGUAUUAACCACAUCAGCGACGGGGGGACGGGCAUUAUCGUGGAACAAGAUGACCCCAUCCGUCAAUUUUCCCCGUCGUUUGUUCUUGAUUGUGACAUGCAGCCGUUCCGGCAUUUCACAAUAUUGGCAACAAUUGAUAGUCUCUCAAGAUUUAGCAAAUUCUCUCAGUAAUGGCCCCUGACGAUCGAAAAAAAGAAAGUCAACGCCACCUUUCUGGCAGAAAUUAUGGUUUUUGCUUUCUUUGGGCGUGAUGAAUUCGAAUGUUUCCACUGUAAGCUUAGCCGUCGUGUCUCAGGCUCGUAAUAGUGGCACCAUGGUUCGUCCCUGAUAACAAUUGCAGACAACAAGUCGUCACCCUCUUUGUGAUACCGGAUCAGAUGAGUCAAGGCAGCGCCAAACUUCUCCGUCAUCUGGCGGUGGUUCAAAAUCUUGGGCAUCCAUUGCGCACACAAGAGCCGAUAACCAAGAUGUUUAUGAAUUAUGGUGUGAACCGGACCGGGAAUGAUGUUCACACGCUCUGCCAGUUCAUUGAUGGUUAUCCUCCAUUCUUGUCUCAUCAGCUCAUCAACCUUUGCAAUUUUGUUAGGGGGGAUUGCACAAUGGCUUUGGCCCGGUCUUGGACCGUCUUUGUAACUUUCACAUCCUUCUUUGAACCGUUUGCUCCAACGCUUCACAGUGGCCAAUGAAAUGCAAUGUUCAACAUAAACGGUGCCAUGCGGCGACUAAUUUCUUUUUGGAAAAUGCCUUCAGCUGUCAAAAACUUCAUGGCACCAUCCUGUUCAACUUUUGGAGUGUCCAUUAUGUCACGCAACCAUGUUUAACCCAGUGUAUGAGAGCAUUAAAGAGCAUUUAUCCUCACA